Molecule: messenger RNA, 2107 nt
Organism: Eucalyptus grandis
Lineage: Eukaryota; Viridiplantae; Streptophyta; Magnoliopsida; Myrtales; Myrtaceae
Product: cationic amino acid transporter 4, vacuolar
Exons: 15
Biological process (GO): transmembrane transport; amino acid transport
Cellular component (GO): membrane
Molecular function (GO): amino acid transmembrane transporter activity
Source: RefSeq, a predicted model, not a curated record
AUGGCGGCAAUCAAAGAAGGGCAUGGGAUGGCCGGCCGCAUCCCCCAUGUUCCAGUAACCACCGGCCGCAACUGCUCGCGGGCGCUGCAGAGCUUGGUGCGGAGGAAGCAGGUCGACUCCAUCCACGCGCCGCGCACGGGCCACCACCAGCUGGCCCGGCGGUUGUCCGUCUUCGACCUCGUCGCCAUCGGAGUCGGGUCGACCGUCGGGGUUGGGGUGUACACUCUUGUCGCGACGGUGGCUAGAGAGUACGCCGGACCUUCUCUCACCAUCUCCUUCCUGAUCGCCGGAGUGGCUGCCGCGCUCUCCGCGUUCUGCUAUGCGGAGCUCGCUUGUCGAUGUCCCUCCGCCGGAAGCGCCUAUCACUACACGUACAUAUGCGUUGGCGAGGGAGUUGCUUGGUUGAUCGGUUGGUCGCUGAUCCUGGAAUACACAGUCGGCGGUGCAGCUGUUGCUCGGGGUAUCUCCCCAAAUCUGGCCUUGUUUUUUGGAGGAGAGGACAAGUUACCUUCUUUCUUGGCUCGUCAUACUAUUCCUGGCAUUGGGAUUGUAGUUGAUCCUUGUGCAGCCGCCUUAGUUGUUAUAGUGACAGUGCUUUUGUGCAUAGGUAUUAAGAAGAGUUCAAUGGCGCAAACCAUCGUUACGACAAUACAUGUCUCUGCCAUGAUUUUCAUAAUUGCAGCUGGUGGAUAUAUAGGUUUCAAAACUGGAUGGGUGGGGUAUGAGCUUCCAAACGGGUACUUCCCUUAUGGGGUCACCGGAAUGCUUGGUGGGUCUGCAGUUGUAUUCUUUUUAUACAUUGGCUUUGAUUCAGUUACCAGUACAGCUGAGGAGGUGAAAAAUCCUCAACGAGAUCUGCCCGUGGGUAUAGGAGUGGCACUGUCUAUAUGUUGCAUAUCAUACACGCUUGUGUCCGUUGUAAUUGUUGGCUUGGUACCAUGCUAUGCAUUCGAUCCAGACACCCCGAUUUCCUCAACAUUUGCUCACUAUGGGAUGCGAUGGGCAGUGUAUAUACUAACCACUGGAGCAGUCAUGGCUCUAUGCUCAAGUUUGAUGGGUUUAAUUCUCCCUCAGCCGCGAAUCUUGAUGGCAAUGGCUAGGGAUGGACUGUUGCCAUCAUUCUUUGGAGAUAUAAACAGACAUACCCAAGUUCUGGUUAAUAGUACGGUGAUGACUGGUGUUCUGGCUGCAGCCUUAGCAUUCUUCAUGGAUGUCUCACAGUUGGCUGGGAUGGUUAGUGUGGGUACCCUUCUUGCUUUCACCACCGUUGCAGUUUCUGUCCUGAUUCUCAGGUAUGUUCCACCAGAUGAAGUGCCCCUUACAUCAGGACUCCAGGGGUCGAUUGGUUUAGUAUCUUCGCAGUUCUAUAAUGACCUCAGGGGAACUGCUUCCACGGAAAUUGAAUGUUCUGUUGUCUCAUCCAGGGGUGAUGAUCAGCCGUUGAUUGAGACAAAUACAGAUGAUAAUGAAGAACGAAGGCGGAAGAUUGCUGCCUGUAGUAUCGUUUUUGUGUGUGUAGGAAUUCUUAUACUUGCGCCUGCUGCUUCAGUCGGAGGCCUUUCAAGCAUGGUUCGUUCGACAUUAUGUGGAUUGGCUGGAGUUCCUGUCUUAGGCAGUUUGGCCGUGCUGGCCUACAUAGGACAAGAUAAUGCAAGGCAUGACUUUGGACAUGCAGGAGGUUUCCAGUGUCCGUUCGUCCCUUUCUUGCCAGUUGCCUGUAUUCUUGUCAACACCUGCCUAUUAGUUAGUCUACCGUUGGUAACAUGGUUCCGUGUCUCAAUAUGGAUGUUGAUCGGAGCUCUAGUCUACAUUUUCUAUGGCCGGAGUCACAGCUCAUUGAAAGGCGCAGUCUAUGUUCCUGCAGCAUAUGCUCAAUAGAUUUAUCAAGCCCCAUCCAAUCGUCAAGCAUAGUUCCUGCAAAGAUUUACUCGCAAGCCCCAUGAUUUAUUCAACUCAUUGUACUCUAUUUGGCAAUAAUAGGGACGCAUGGAGAGGAUAAAAUGAAUUUUCUCCCUCUCCUUAUUUACAUUAAGUCUUCAGGGGAAUCUAAAGGUCUCGCUCCUUUGUUGUAAAGACAGUAGAAUCAUACAACAUCCCUUGUAUCAAU